AUGGAGCCCAGCGGUAUGGCUCAUUUCAAUUUCCCCAACUCUGUCUCUCCAGAGAGGAUGUUGGCAGACCAGCCAAAAGCCCUCACUCCUCUUUAUGGCGAUUCAAAUGUAUGGAGUAAUAAGCUCGAUUUGUUCGGCAGAGCGUCUGCUUGUCAGGAACAGGAACAGGGUACGAACUCCGGCGAACAUGUGCCUUGUUCGACAGAUGAAGAUACCUCUAUGCGUCGCUCGUGCGGAUCCUGUCAUAUCCUCGAGUUCUCAGAUACCGCUAUGCCUUCGCCUUUGCAUUCGGACUCGACAUCUGCUCCCACUACCACGCAAGAUGGUAAACCAGGUGAUGGAUCGUCUGGGCUGAACUUGGAGUCUUAUAUACCAGUCGGUGUGUUGAGGAAACGGAAUAUGUUCGAUACCACCAACAUCCCAAAAAACAUCGAUGAAUUCCCCUCGCCAGCGAUCGCAAACUUGGAGAAACACAAUUGGAUCCGAACAUGCACCUUUCCCUACAAAAACCAUCCGCAAUGGAGCUACGUAUGCAUAUACGUUCUACCAGAUGAUGUGGGCCGCAAGUCCAUUCCGCGCUCGAGCAUGGCAUUACGGCGCGCGCUCAAGACCGUGAUGGCGAGGGUGGACCGAUCACGUGAAGCAUGGGAGGGAAAGUUUCCCGAGGAUCAGAAUGAGAUUGUUAUCAAUGAGAAACAGAAGAGUGAAGAGGAUGAAUCAAUGUGGUAUAUUUUCAAUACGUUGCAGGAUCCUGUGCCUCAGGUGGAGACGAUGCAAGACCUGUAUGCAAGGCAGGCGAUGGAAGAGCUGCUUUCAACAGCUACUGGUGCUGGUGAGAGUGACUCGGGGGUAGGUGGUCUCAAGACUGCGCUGUAUCCUUAUCAACGGCGCUCGGCAGCAAUGAUGGUUCAGCGUGAAGCACAGCCAGCAAGGAUGCUUGAUCCUCGUCUACAGGCGUGCAAGAAUCCGCUUGGUCAUGAGUACUACUAUGAUAAAGAGGAAGGGUGUAUCGUCCAUGAGAAGAAGAUGUAUUCGGAAGCUUGCGGGGGUAUUUUAGCAGAGACCAUGGGUUGCGGCAAGACCCUGAUAUGCCUCGCGGUGAUAUUGGCGACACAGGGACAUUUCCCUCGCAUUCCGCUGCAGUACCAUCAGCAGAUUGAGAAUCCUGUCCAUGAGAAGACUGCCAGUCUCGUUGAAAUGGCGGCUGCGGCUGCAGGACGGUACUCUUUGCCGUGGAAAAGGUACUUUGACACUUUGAAAAGAGACGGCUUAUAUUACGAUCGGUGUGUCGAAGCAUGCGAAAAAAACCGUGGCAAUUACAUCAUUCCAUCAGCAGCAACAAGGCAGAAAGGCCGGAACGGUGUGCCAUAUCCGAGGCCACCGCCGCAGAAAAUUGGCCUUUGCUCAGGGACGUUGAUCGUCGUGCCACCUAACCUGGUCGAUCACUGGGGAAGUGAAAUAGCCAAACACACGGAAGGAUUGAAGGUGCGCGUUCUAAGAAACAGCUCCGACAAGACACCGUCAGUCGACGAAUUAUUGCAUUAUGAUAUCGUCCUCUUCUCGAGGAUCCGCCUUGAGAAAGAAGCUGGUGAACUGGUGCCCAAUCGCCGUGUUUCAGCGAAGUCAGAAGAUUCUCCAUUGACCAAGGUUCAUUGGCUGCGCAUUAUUGUCGACGAAGGCCACAAUGUUGCUGGACAUGGUCAACGGACUAACAUGGUGCACCUAUUAGAUCAACUCCAAGUCGAGCGCCGGUGGAUCGUGUCAGGAACGCCUUCCAGUGGAUUGUAUGGAGUUGAAAUCAGCUUAGCUUCGCGAGAGACGUAUAGUAACGAGAUUGAACUUUCCAACGCUACGAAUACCGCGCUUCGAGGUCGUAAAAUGACCGGGUCAGCGCUUGACAAUGAACUCAAGGACAUGGACAAGUUGCGCCAUAUUGUGGUAGAAUUUUUAGAUCUGAAGCCAUGGUCGAAUUCCCGGGCGAAUGACCCUGCAAAUUGGACCAAGUAUAUGAAACCGGUCGGUGAGGAUGGUAAACGUCGAAAAGCUCCGUCACUGCGAGCAACAUUACAGGGCCUCGUUGUACGGCACCGCAUGGAUACCAUCCACGUUGAGACGCCUCUUCCGCCGCUAUCUAAUAAGGUGAUCCAUCUAGAACCGACGUUCUAUGAUCAAUUGAGUCUGAACCUGUUCAUCGCCAUCCUGGGCGUCAAUGCGAUCACCUCAGAGCGGUCUGAUCAGGACUACAUGUUUCAUCCGCGUAACCGGAAGCAUCUCAGUCUUACUAUCAACAACUUCCGGCAAGCUGGAUUCUGGUGGUCUGGGUUUGACCAAAAGGAUAUCUCUGGGACGAUGGACGUUGCAAUACAAUAUUUGCAAAAGAAUAGAGAACGAAUGCCAAAGGAUGAUAUCGCUAUGAUGACCGAGGGUAUUCGAAUUGCACAGAUCGCCAUUUGCUGCGGAAGCCGGAGCGCGUUUCGACAAUACCAUGAACUGGGUGUCUUCGUGCAGGGUUUCCCGGCGCAUGCGCGCAGUCUUUGGGCUCUUGACCCAUCAACGGCGGAUACUGAGCCACUCUUGCUGGGAAUUUCGCAGGCGCGUCAGGCUCAGCAAUUUAUUACGUCUCGCUUGAGCGCAGAGGAUCCGGCUGAAGGUCUCGCUGGUGCGGGUAUCAAGGCACGUCGUGAACUUGCUGAACGGCAGAGCGACUCUGUGCCCAUGCCCACGAAGAUCAGUACACCUGUGACUUUGCCAAAGAAGAGCGGUGCGCCGGAUAAAAGUGCCAAGACGAGUUCGCCAAAGUUUUCCAAGGGCCUCCUCAAGUCCUUGCCAAAGGAUUCGCCCCUUACCCAGACGAAACUUGUUGCAACUGCAUCGGCCAAGUUGACGUAUCUUCUUGAUCGGGUUUUGGAGCUCCAGGAGAAGGAGAAGAUCAUCAUCUUCUACGACAAUAACAACAUAGCUUUUUGGAUAGCAGAAGGUCUGGAAAUGAUAGGCGUUGAUUUCCGGAUCUACGCCAAUACGCUCAAGCCUGCCCUCCGCACCUCAUACCUAGCCCUAUUCCGCGAAAACGAAGAAGUCCGCGUCCUCCUAAUGGACCUCCGCCAGGCAUCUCACGGCCUCCACCUCGCCAACGCAUCGCGCAUCUUUAUUGUAAACCCAAUCUGGCAACCCAAUGUGGAGAGUCAAGCAAUCAAGCGUGCCCAUCGGAUCGGACAAACCAGAGCUGUAUACGUCGAGACGCUCGUUUUGAAAGAUACACUAGAAGACAAGAUGCUUCGACGACGGAAGGAGAUGUCUGAUUCAGAGAUCCAGCAUGCGGAGAAGGAUUUGUUGGAUGACAACGCCAUGAGUACUAUUAUUCAGAAUGAGAAAUUCCUUCCGAUGUCUGAGAGUGACAAUGGGGACCAUAAUCCGUUUGCGCGAUUGGCGUUUCUAAGGAAUCCGGUUGGAUUUUUUGAUCGCCAUAAAUCGCCGGUGCUGGAUAAAUUUGAUUCCGGGAAAGGGAAGGGGCAACGGAUAGGUGAAGGCUCACUGUUCAAUACACCGCUACCAUCGCCGUCCAAGACGUCCGCGAGACGGAAACGCAAGAUAUUGAGGUUCGACAUGGACAGUGCGAAUGCAAGCCCAAAAGACAGAGAACAAAAUGAGCCGGAUCUCCUCACGCCUCAAAUUAAACGACGAAAGAACUCAGCAGCAGCAGAGGAAGCGGCGGGGUAUGUGAAUGGGAAUGGGCUUGUGAUGACGCCUUCGCGGAUGCCUCCACGUCGACCUCGCAAUAGCACUAAUGGAAGUGCGACGCCUCUUUCUACGUCUCCUCCUCUAUCCACCAUCACCAGUACUGCUACAUCUUUUCCUCCUUUCGCUCUUUUUUCGGGCCAGGAUGUACAGACGAAGGUAUCGGAUCCAGGGCGUUUGGGAUAA
This is a messenger RNA of Aspergillus ruber CBS 135680, 3921 nucleotides long. RefSeq names its product DEAD/DEAH box helicase. The coding region runs from base 1 to 3921 and encodes 1306 amino acids. NCBI's taxonomy places the organism in Eukaryota, Fungi, Ascomycota, Eurotiomycetes, Eurotiales, Aspergillaceae. The record is from RefSeq and is a predicted model, not a curated record. The transcript is spliced from 2 exons. Gene Ontology annotation, molecular function: ATP binding; ATP-dependent chromatin remodeler activity.